Molecule: messenger RNA, 7169 nt
Organism: Pungitius pungitius (ninespine stickleback)
Lineage: Eukaryota; Metazoa; Chordata; Actinopteri; Perciformes; Gasterosteidae
Gene: ankrd50
Product: ankyrin repeat domain 50
Exons: 4
Coding region: 1000-5286 (1428 amino acids)
Molecular function (GO): protein binding
Source: RefSeq, a predicted model, not a curated record
GCAGCGGAGCUGUGCAGCGGUCGGAGGCGGGGAGUCAGUCGGCUCGGUGUGGAGCUUGUGUCGGGCAGCAGGAGGAGGCGACACCGACCGGGGGAGAGAGAAAGAGAGAGAGAGAGAGAGAGAGAAGGAAAGAGAGAGAGACAGGGAGGGAGGACCCACGGACUCAGAGGGAAGACGAUGCAGACAUUCGGAGCUUUGAAACGCGCCGCAGGAAACGGUCGAAGGGUUCGCGCAAAGCGUUCGGUUUUAACGUGGACGGAAAGGGUGUAGACUACGGACACGUUAGUCCCCCCCCCCCCCAACCACCACCACCACCACCAGAACCCACCCCCUCCAAAUAACAACAACAAAAAAAAACAGCGAAAGGAAUCGGCAAGAGGAAAAGAGCCAGCCUUUAGUAUGCUAUUGGAGGAUUUGACUCCACGCUGGCGAGUCCCUUCCAUGUCCGUGUAAUGGAAACGCGCUUCGGCCCCCCCCGGUAGCAUCUGAAAUGCCAGAGCGGAAACACGUGAGCUACUCCCAUGGCUAAUUGUACCGCGGGGCGGUGGCUUGAGUUUGCCGGUGGAUGCACUCAAGAGCCGGGUGCCCUGCCAUGCGCAGCGCCAUGCUAAAGCAACACACUCCUAAUGACAAGGAGCACUCGACUCAACCAGUGGGAAAGCUGUGGAAAAAGUUGGUGGAAAAUCUAUGGUUUGAGCCUCGAUUUUGAUUUCCAUUUUUUUUUUUUUUGACCUAGAUUUUUUUUGUGUAACGCAUCACGAGCUCGGGCGGCUUUCCCCCCGCCGUCUGCAGCGGCUCCGCUUGCUUCUUCUCGCUCCGGCGAGGGGCCUCGAGACUGCGGGCCGGCUUUCUGAGAGGCGCGGGUUUCUAAAAAGAAUUUUUCGCCCGGUCGAGAUGGAUGUUCGACUUUACCGCCGACCUCUGCUGAAGUCGAGAAUGUGAGGGUGGGAAUGAAGGCACCCUUAUGAAGAGGAGGAACAGCAGCACUACAUUAAAAAAAUGGCCCAAACCAGUUUGCUGCAGGGGAAGCGCUUCUACUGCCGGGAGUGGGUCUUCCAUAAGAUCCAGCACUGCCUCCAGGAGAAAACCAACGGCCUCAGCGCAGUGACCGGCACUCCCAGCAAGCAGCAGCCGCCGGUGGCGCCCGCCGGCGGGGCGUCCAACCCGGGCACCCUGACCCCGGGGCCCGCCAAGUCGGGCGGCUCCUGGGGGGUGCUGCUGGUGGGGGGUCCGGGCAGCGGGAAGACGGCGCUGUGCACGGAGCUGCUGUGGCCCACGUCGGCCCUGGGGACGCACCGCGGCCUGCAGCAGCAGAGCCUGGCCUUCCACUUCUGCCGGGCGGACGACUCGGACACGCUUUGCCUCGGCGGGUUCGUCCGAGGCCUGGUGGCCCAGAUGUGCCGCGGCGGGCUGGUGCCGGGGUACGAGGAGAAGGUGCGCGACCCGGCCGUGCAGAGCUCUCUGCAGCCCGGGGAGUGCGAGAGGAACCCCGCGGAGGCCUUCAAGAGAUGUGUCCUCCUGCCUCUGCUGAGCGUCAAGCCCCCUCAGCAGUCUCUCAUCCUGCUGGUGGACUCCAUCGACGAGGGCUGUCAGCUGGGGGAGGGGGAGCAGAGGUCCUCGCCGGGCUCCCCCCGGACCAUCGCCGAGCUGCUGGCCAGUCACCACGAGUUCCUGCCCCCCUGGCUGCUCCUCAUCUGCUCCGCGCGGCGGCAGAACAAGGCCAUCACAAAACUCUUCACAGGGUUCCGCAAGAUCAGCCUCGAUGACCUGCGCAAGGCCUACAUCGUCAAGGAUGUGCAACAGUACAUCCUCCACCGGCUGGACCAGGAGGAGGCCCUGAGGCAGCACCUGACCAAGGAGACGGCCGAGAUGCUCAACCAACUCCACAUCAAAAGCAGCGGCUGCUUCCUCUACCUGGAGCGCGUGCUGGACGGCGUGGUGGAGAACUUCAUCAUGCUCCGCGAGAUCCGCGACAUCCCCGGCACCCUCAACGGCCUCUACCUGUGGCUGUGCCAGAGGCUGUUUGUCAGGAAACAGUUUGCCAAAGUCCAGCCGAUCCUCAACGUGAUCCUGGCGACGUGCAGGCCGCUUACGGUCAAGGAACUGUACCACGCCGUCUGGACCAAAAACAUGACACUGACUAUGGAAGAGUUUCAGAAAAAGAUGGACAUUCUCUCCAAGUUGUUGGUCGACGGCCUCGGGAGCACUAAAAUCCUGUUCCACUACAGUUUCGCCGAGUGGCUGCUAGAUGUUAAGCAUUGCACCCAGAAGUACUUGUGCAAUGCCGCAGAGGGACAUAGAAUGUUGGCGAUGAGUUACACCUGCCGGGCGAAGCAGCUCAAACCCCUCGAAGUGCAGGAAUUUGCUCUGCACCUUGUCAAUUCCAAUCUGCAGAUCGAACCGUUCAAUCUGGCUCUUUGGAUGGUUUGGAAUGGAACGCCCGCUAAAGACUCACUGACCACCUCCAUACCGAGAGAACAGGAGGUCCUGCAGCUUCUGGUCAAGGCUGGAGCGCACGUAAACAACGAGGACGACCACGCGUCGUGUAUCGUACAGCAGGCCCUGGAAAGGGAGGACUCGAUAAGGACACUACUUGACAACGGGGCGUCUGUGAACCAGUUUGACUCCAGUGGGAGAACUCUGCUGGCCAACGCCGCGUACAGCGGGAACCUCGACGUCGUCAACCUGCUCAUAUCCCGAGGGGCGAACAUGGAGCUGGAGGACAACCACGGACAAACGCCACUUACUCUCGCCGCGAGGCAGGGCCACACCAAAGUGGUCAACUGCCUAAUUGGUUGUGAGGCCAACAUAAACCACACGGAUCACGACGGAUGGACCGCCCUGCGCUCAGCGGCGUGGGGGGGGCACUCGGAGGUGGUGUCCGCUCUGCUCUAUGCCGGCGCCAAAGUGGACUGUGCAGACGCCGACGGUAGGACAGCUUUGAGAGCCGCCGCCUGGGGAGGUCACGAAGACAUCGUGUUGAACCUCCUGCAGCACGGGGCUGAGGUCAACAAGGCAGACAAUGAAGGAAGAACGGCUCUCAUUGCAGCAGCAUACAUGGGACACCGAGAGAUCGUCGAGCACCUCCUGGACCACGGGGCCGAAGUUAAUCACGAAGACGUGGACGGAAGGACCGCCCUCUCGGUCGCCGCUCUCUGCGUCCCCGCGAGCAAAGGCCAUGCGUCCGUCGUGAGCCUUCUGAUAGAAAGGGGGGCGGAGGUGGACCACUGUGAUAAAGACUGCAUGACUCCUCUCCUCGUGGCUGGCUAUGAAGGACACGUCGACGUGGUCGAUCUGCUUUUGGAAGGCGGGGCCGAUGUCGACCACACGGACAACAAUGGUCGCACGCCUCUUCUUGCUGCUGCGUCAAUGGGCCACGCCUCUGUCGUCAACACACUGCUUUUCUGGGGGGCUGCGGUUGACAGCAUCGACAGUGAGGGAAGGACGGUGCUGAGCAUUGCAUCCGCUCAGGGUAACGUUGAGGUGGUCAGAACUCUGCUGGACAGAGGUCUGGACGAAAACCACAGGGACGAUGCAGGCUGGACACCGCUGCACAUGGCUUCCUUCGAGGGCCACCGCCAAGUGUGCGACGCCCUUAUUGAGCAAGGUGCUCGUUGUACAGAGGUCGACAAUGACGGUAGAAUACCGCUGAUACUGUCUGCACAAGAGGGACAUUAUGACUGUGUGCAAAUUCUUCUGGAAAACAAGUCGUGCAUUGACGAGAGGGGAUAUGACGGGAGGAAUGCCCUCAGGGUGGCUGGACUUGAAGGCCACAGGGACAUAGUGGAACUGCUGCUGAGCCACGGGGCCGACAUCGACCACAAAGACGCAGACGGACGCCCGACACUCUACAUAUUGGCACUUGAAAACCAGCUGGCCAUGGCCGAGUAUUUCCUUGAGAACGGAGCGAACGUGGAGGCCUCUGACACCGAGGGCAGAACCGCCCUCCACGUGUCCUGCUGGCAAGGGCAUGUUGAAAUGGUGAGGCUGCUGAUUAACUAUCACGCUGACGUGAAUGCCUGUGACAACGAGAAGCGAUCCGCCCUCCAGUCCGCUGCGUGGCAAGGACACACAAAAGUUGUGCAGUUUUUGAUCGAGAACGGCACACAUGUGGACCACACGUGUAACCAGGGAGCCACAGCCCUGGGCAUCGCCGCACAAGAGGGUCACAUUGAUGUGGUGCAAAUACUUCUUGAAAAUGGCGCCGACCCCAACCACGCCGAUCAGUUUGGACGCACGGCGAUGCGAGUGGCAGCAAAGGGCGGCCAUUCCAUGAUCAUCAAACUUCUGGAAAAGUAUGGAGGUACGACUUUAAAUGGCUGCCAUCCGUCUCCGGUCCACACCUUGGAAGAGAAAACACCAUUGACCGUGACUGGUAAGAUGCAGUCGCUCACCAUUAAAUCCAGCAGCUCCGGCAGCACCGGUGCAGGAGAUGUGCAGUCGUCUGGACGCGGCCUCUCCAACGGACCGGUCCAUGCAUUCAGUUCACCCUCGGAAUCUCCCGAUUCCACAGUGGAUAGACAGAAGUCCUCCCUUUCAAAUAAUUCCCUGAAGAGUUCAAAGAACUCGUCCCUGAGAACCACUUCAUCCACGGCCACAGCGCAGACUGUGCCCAUCGACAGCUUCCACGGACUGACCUUCACGGAACAAAUCCAACAGCACUCGUUGCCCCGCAGCCGGAGCAGACAGUCCAUCGUGUCGCCCUCCUCCACGACCAAGUCUAUCGGUCAGCAGCCAUCGUCCCCAUCCAACGACUUUGACUGGUCUCAGUUAAAAUCGGGUCUCAAGUCAUCGAAGGGAAGUAAGAACGGAAACGGGACAUCAAAUAGUAAAGGGCCACCGGGAGACAAGAAGAAAGUCAAGAACAGCGGAUCAAGCCAAGGUCAAGUUCUGGAGUACGAGAUGACACAGUUUGACAAGAGGAUUGCUCUCAACAAAUCGGUAGCCAACAUUUCCGUGAAGGAUCCCCAUUGCAAGAUCGUGAUUGGUGGUUCAAUCCGGCAGGAGAGGGGGCAAAGCCAGGAGCAAUUCUUCAUCCAGCAGCAGAGCUGUGCUGAGAAGAAGAGGAAUGGCAUCAUGACCAACCCCAACUAUCACCAUCUACAGGGUAAUCAGGUUUUCCUGAGUAGGGUAUCGGUUCCUCGGACUGUGCAGAGCAGAGGCCACCAGGAUGUUCUAGAGAGCUAUCCCAUAGGGGAGACCGAGCUAAGCCUUAAACAAGCCCUGAAACUGCAGAUUGAAGGAUCAGACCCCGGGUUUAACUACAAAAAGGAGACGCCGUUGUAGCCGGUCACAGAUACUCUGCUAAGUGGUCCUCCGGUCCGUGUGCUCUUGCUGGAAUACAUCAAGCAUUCGUCUGAAAGUCGGGGACGGGAGAGACGUUGGCUUGUCUCCUCAUUCCCAGUGGCUAAUAACGGACUUCUCACUGACGCUCAAUGGCUCUCGACACGACUUCAGUUGUAUUUAAUCGGACCUGCAUGAAGGCCGCCUCCAUCUGGAUGAGUAGACUUUGUUCCCUUCCCAAACAAAACAUUAAACCCAAAUCAUUCCUGUGCCGCUUUCAGAUGUCUUGACUGCUAUUCCUCGUGGGGACAGUGGGGGGAAUGUGCCAAAGCAGCCGGUUUCAUCCGCGUAAAAACACACUAUUUUUCAUCAGUGGGAGACCUCAAAUGAAUUCCUUGGGACGAUUGUUGAUUGCUGCCCAAGGCUCGUGUGAACUGAUGCAUCGAUGUGCCUACAUCUGUUACCGCCUCCUUUUGUGUAUUCAUGCAAACUAUCAUUUUAAUUUAAUGUUAUGCUAUUUAAUAAACAGUGUAUGCACUUUUAAAAGAGUAAAAUGACAGACAUGCAUUCGUUCUAAUCACUUUGUAUACCAUCCAUGUUUUAUCAAAGUAAUUGUUUGAGGGAAACAUACCAAUGCCUUUUUAUCAUUUUAUGUCAUGUUUGUUCUGUCGACUUUUUCACACUGACAGCAAUGUGCCACUGAGGACAUUGUCCCGAGACUAGAGGACAGCAACUGAUGCAACAGCAUCAGUUUAAGCGCCUUUCUAGAGACCCCAAAUGAUCUGUGUUAACCUUGGAUCGGUGUGCUGCGCCUAUGUUGUGUGUAAUACGUUAAUAACUGUGGCAAUUUACUUCACAAGUAUAUACAAGCAUAUUUAUUUUUGGAAAAAGCCACUUUUGCUGCAUUUUGUGUUGCAUUACGCUCUACCAUGGUGCUGUGUUCAGAAGUUGCCUGCAGUUAUUUUGGACUCCCAAUAUGUUGGUUUUGUGCGUUUUGUGUAUUAUAAAUAUCCAAAAGAGGGAGCUGCAUUGAAAGUUAAAAAAAAAUAAUUAAUUUUGUCCCUGUGGGAUUUCUCAGUUGCUUGUGUUCAUUAUUUUGUGUGUUUAUGAAAACUAUUUAAAUAACUCAUUGUGUACCGUCUGCAAAAAUUUGGUGCCAAACGCAGCAAUUUUGAAUGAAAGGGGUAAUUAAAAAAAAAAAAAAAAACGCAUCCGCAGAGUUACGUGUACAACCAACUGCAAGAAACAAAAUCCCAGCUCUGUUUGCGUCUCGUCGCGUGGUUCAUUUCCAGCAGUUUUAGGCGCAUCGCACAGUGCGACGUUGUGAAGCCAAAGUGUAAACAGCAUAACUCUGUCCCACCGCCUCCCUGUGAGGAGCUGAAUAACGGUUCAACGGGGCUUAACCCCCGCGGGGGGGGGGGGGCUUGAGGGAACUGGAACAUCUGUUUUUCAUGUGCGGAGCCGUGUUGCCGUUUACAGGCCGUGUCAUAUUUUCGCAGGCUUUUCGGUGAGCUAUUUUUCACAGAUAUCUGGGAAUCGGGGGGGGGGGGGGGGGGUCAGUAACCUAUCGCAUGCACAAACGCUUCUACGCCCGAGUGAAAGCUCUCCGCUCUCCAGAGUAGCUCAGAUGUAUGGCGUGUCGGGUCAAUGGAAGGAUGCAAGGCAGGAUGGAGUCUAGACGGCAUACUGUACAGUCUUAUUAAGCAGUUAUUAUCUGGUUUGUCUUGACUGUUUUUGUCUGUCAUCUUUGAUUUGACUGUGUUUGGAUUGUAAAUAGCUUAACAUGUACAUUCUACUUUCAUUUUAAAAUAAUUCCUGUAUUAUAUGAAGUGGAAUUUUCUGAUGUAUAUUAAAGUGCUUAAUAAACAUUUGCUUUACUGCUGAAA